AUGUCUAAGGCCACCUCCCUUCAAAUAACUGAAUUUUCUGACAUUUUUCUUCUUUUUGGAUCACAGGUCCACACAUUCCGAGGCCCGCACUGGUGUGAAUACUGUGCCAACUUUAUGUGGGGGCUCAUCGCCCAAGGGGUUCGGUGCUCAGACUGUGGAUUGAACGUACACAAACAGUGUUCCAAGCACGUUCCCAAUGAUUGUCAACCUGAUCUCAAGAGGAUCAAGAAGGUGUACUGUUGUGACCUCACAACACUUGUAAAGGCUCACAACACUCAGAGACCCAUGGUGGUAGACAUAUGCAUACGGGAAAUUGAAGCAAGAGGAUUGAAGUCGGAAGGCCUUUACAGAGUCUCUGGGUUCACCGAACACAUCGAAGAUGUCAAAAUGGCAUUUGACAGAGGUGGGAUUAUGUUCUUUUGAAGGCCAGAUGACCUAUCCUUAGCAUGCUUUCUCUUGGAACCAGAUUUUAUUCAUAGUGGGGAUGGGUUUCAGAGCUACUGAGAGCUGUUCCUCAGGAAGCCAAGGAAUAAUGGUU
This is a messenger RNA of Leptonychotes weddellii (Weddell seal), 538 nucleotides long. The record is from RefSeq and is a predicted model, not a curated record. NCBI's taxonomy places the organism in Eukaryota, Metazoa, Chordata, Mammalia, Carnivora, Phocidae.